GUCGGACCGGUGUCACCCCGUCGGUACUCACCGCUCCUCACUUGCGCGCUCAUGAUGUAGCCGACUGUUUUAUCGUGACGUCAGAUAUUGGCUUGGUUUUGAACAUUUUUUUUCCGAGAUGGAGGAUCGUUGUGAUGACACAACAAAGUGACCCCGUAAGAGGACGUGACUGAAGACUGCGAGAUUCUUUUUGAGGAUGAUGCGGACCUUCAUCACCACAGCAUGAUCGGAUCAUCUGGACUCUCCGGCGACACCCUCAUUGCCUGCCACUUUCCCGUUCUUCCUAUUCCCACAUGGCAGUUGCCUGUCCAGAACGUGUACACCUCCAACAAAAGACCUGGUCGGUUGUGCUCGGCAGGUCUGACGCGAGCCGUGUCUCUCCCAGAGCAGGAGACUCUGAAGCAGGAGAGUGUUGUCACCAGCAGCCAAAAGCAUUUCUCCAGCAGCUACAGCAGUCUGAUCGAGGACCGGGCGGAGGAGGAGGGGGCCAGCGAGAGCAGCGGCAGGUACGACUCCACUUCAUCACCUGAAGACGAAAGCUGCAGAGCAAGAGGGAAUGUCAGGACACACAAUUCCUUCCUCCCAACUCGAGAGCUGGACGAGGAAGAUGAAGACAGUGAUGGCGACAACCUCCAUAGGUAUCAUGAAGACUCGUCUUUUGUGCUACAUGGAAAUCCCAACUGGCCGCAAACGUGCGAUGAGGGGCGGUAUUUGUUGACUCACAGAGACCUGAGUGGUGAGUGGGGUCAGGAGGGGACCAUGCUGGGGUGCGAGAGACACCUCGCGGACACACAUUGUAACAACACGACGUCUUGCUGUCCACACAAAUACUCCCCGGAGCUGUUUUCCAACAGUCUGACGGAGGAGGUCAGCGAGUGCUCCUCCAACAGUUCUGAUGGUAUCUUGGUGAACUUCUGCACGAUCUACAACCGGAGCAGCAACCCCGCAGUUCCUCUGGACCUCUGCAAUCCGGCCGAUCUUCACUCUCCUGAUGGAUCUGUGUUCCUUAAUCUCCACCCUGUUGUCCACUCUGUCAACCAGGAGCUCCAUCAGGAUGACUCAAGGGUGUACCCCUCACCAAAUGAGGAGUCACAGCAGCCCUCAUCUUCUUCAUACUGGUCUCCUCAGGAUUUUGAUUCAAACUGCAAUCUAAACUUCCUGGACCCGUUAGCACCGUGUCUCACUUCCCUGGAGGUCUCAGACCUCGCCGCGUGUCUCCAAAGUCAAGCUACCGUGUCCAUGGAAUCUCAGCAGAAGUACUACAAGCUGGUGACCUGUGACCUCUCGUCCCAGUCCCCGAGUCCAGCCUGGUCCAGUCAGGCCAGCUGCCCAGAGGGUCCCAGCACCAAUCCUUUUCAUGCUUGCACGCUCAAGAAAGCAGGACAACGCACAGGUCUUGAGAAGGAAAAAGAAAAGCAGCACCGACAGACUGAGCAGAUUGAGGGCUCACCAUUGAAUGACUUCCAGGUCGCCUCAACCUCAACUGGGAAAGACAACAUCCAAAGCACUUCCAUCAUGCCCACCUAUCUGGACACAAGGACUUCAGCCAGCCACCAAGAGCAUGGAGAUGUGGAAGCUGGAAGGAAUGCAACGCCCUCUAGCAGGACGGGGUCAUGCUGCGGUAAACCCCAAAGACCAAACUCUCUUCCCAUCCAACCCAUUGUUCUCACACCACCAACCAAACCUGCUGCUCCAGCUCAACACUUGGGCUGCCUACUGGAUCGCUACAUGAGUCAGAAGGACAGCUCUCAACCCAGCAGGAGGUUCAAAUCUAAAAGAUAUUCUUCGGAGGCUUCACCCGUUGACUCUCAGUGGCCCAUCUUCCUCGAAGCUCCAUCCAGCUCCGAUACCUGCUCCACCUGCAGCCCGAGUCCUGUGUGCCUCAACCGGAGGAACACAUGGAGUCGCUCCAGAAAAGAGCCACAAAGUCCGUGCAAUCCAAGUUGUUUAACAGCAAAACCAGCGCUGACGCGUGUGAGCAGUCAAGCCAGCACGGGCAAAACAAACCCCUUUUUAAACAUGAUGUCACCCCCAAAUCAGCUUCUGCAUGUCCAAAUACCAACUUACAAGACUCGUGACCCAAGUCCAGAUCAACCACUGGCUUGUGUGGUCAACCAUCCUUCGAUACCAUGCGCCCCACCAACUCUACCUCUCACUACAGAAACCCACCAGCGGAUCCCAUCUUGCCCAACAAGAAGCUCAAACCCUCCACAUCAGCCUCCAGUUUCUCACUCCGUCCCUGACUCCAGCUUUAGCUUCUCUGCUGCCCUUUCCUCCGUGGUUCCUCUCUCCUCUCUGGGCUCUCUGAUCUCCUUAGCUGCAUCUGGCCUACACAGAAACCAGAGCAACCAGAACACCGACUCACUGAUCCAGAGUGACAAGCCGCCCACCGAGUUCUGCCUUUCACCCGAAACCUCCUAUGAGUCGAUGUCUAUCAGCCACCUUCAGAGGAGAGGUUUGCUGCGGUCUGUGAGCAGGGCAGUGGAUUUGAUCAUGGCACAUUUUGGCAGCAGCAGGGACUUUGAAGAAAAGAUGCGUUUGGGUAACAGCUUUUGGAGUCCUACGAUUGGUGGUCUGGUCCUCGAACACUUGUGUCCUGCGAUACAGAACAUUUUAGAGGACGGUAUGAGGGAUCACAAACUGGAUCUGAUCAUCGGUCAGCGUCGCAACCACUGCUGGAACAUUGUGGAGGUCUCGACUAAGAUUGGUCCAUCCACAAAGGUCCUUUCCAGUCUGGUCUACAAGAUCCAGCAAUGCCCCCAGCUCACCAGCUCCUGCAUGAGACUGCGAGCCUUCGUCAUGGGCCUGCUGAACUUGAGAGCAUUGGAAUUAUGGCUCACUCAUCUACUGAGUCUUAGAGAUGUUGUGACAUCACACUACCACUCCUGGGGCUUCCUGUCCAUGUCCCUGGAUCGAUGUCAGCCCAUGUUCCAGGAGCUUCUUCUUUUGCUGCAGCCCCUUUCUGUGUUACCCUUUGACCUCAACCUGCUUCUUGAGCCGCGACUGAUACAGAGCCAACAGCUUUGUUCUGAAGCCUUGGGCGUCUCUUCGCCACCGCCCUGCUCUGCCCUGUUAGCUACCAGCUGGCCACAACUGCAGUGUGACAGGCAGAUGAAGACUGAGUGCUGUGCUGCAGAACUGUUGACAAGUUUGCCUCAAGACAGCAAGGAAAUCAGGAGUCAAAUUUUGUCCCCUAUUGCUGAAUGGUGGCCGCAGGAUGUGGAUGUGUUUGAGGCCGUCGAUGAAGCAGAGCAAUGGAGAAAGAACAAUGAAGACAAUUGGUCACAGAUAAGCAUGGACAGCAGGCAGGGCGGAAGUAGAGAGGGGACCAAGAGCGGAACCCCAAAUGUGUCACCCAGUAUCCAGUUGGGGAACGACCACCAAGGUGGACUCCGCUGGGCCAAACUCUUCGGCGCCGCCGACACUUCUGCUCGGGCCGAGACAGUUUCCCAAACUCAAGUGAAACGGUGCAGUCGACCGUCACAGUGGCUGAGUUUGGACAGGUCACAUCUGGGCCUUUUGGCUCAGUCCUUGAAGGCUCUGACACCAAGACGAGACAAGACUGACCUGGAUGACGAGUGCUAAGUUUUAUUUUGAUGUUUUUUUUAAAGAUAACUCAUGACAGUCACGACAGCUUAUAGCCAGGAACACAACAAUGUCAAAAAAAAUAUAUUUUCCUUCAUAUUCAAACCUAGCCGAUGCUAGCACUGCUUUUUUAUAGUUGGAAAUCGAACCAAUUCUUGACCACCAGCUGAUUUGAACACAGUAGCACUUAAGGUAGCAGUUGCCUUUCUUUGGUGUGUGUGAACAGCAAACAAACACUGUGAAAGGAUCCACAGCAGUUUUUCUGAUGUCUGCCCAUCACAUGUCUCAACACCCGCUGAAAGCUUUACAGUUGGACGACAAGCACUGGACUUCACAUGUGAGUGUUUCAGUGUGUACUGUAUGUGUCCCUCUGGUCCUCAAAUGGCCGAGCUCUAAAUUAUUUUUAUAUCAUUAUUAUUUAUACGAUUGAAAUUAGACCGUGAUGGAAUUCCUGUCCUUCUUCCUUCUUUUGUAAUUUCAAUUCUGGGUUUUACCAUUUUAGCACACCAACCGUGUGUUUGUGUUGCCCCCAUAUGUAGCACAGGCAUUCUGAAAUGAUGUCAGGGUCACGUAAGUGAUUCUGUCCGGCUCAACAGCAUCCAGAAUUCAAACCGUUUUCAUAACGCCAAGCCUCACCGCAGCAGAGCACCGGACGAGGAUUGAGCAAAGCAAUAUAGCUUGUCUGACACCAAAAAGUUUGACACACUUUUAAUCCCAGGUGAUCACAAACUAUUCUCACAGGUGCAACACUUUAAUAGCCUAGCCAUCCAUUCAGAGACUAGACCAGUGUGCCUGGAGAAAUCUGUUUGUUGUCACGACUAUUGCCCCUGUGUGUGCUUUAUUUCAUCCAUGAAUCUCAGCAUGGAAGUGCAAGUGCUUCCGGUGCAGAUUACCUUCUUUAAAAUGUGACAUUGUCGCUUUUGUGACUUUCUGUUGGUGGAAUUUUACUACCUUACCAAUGCUUAUAGACCCAUAACAUAGAAACAAUGUAGGAUUUGAAAGAGUGUACCCAUAAAUGAUAAAUUCGAAUGAACCCAUGAUGCUUUUAACUACUCAAAUCUCAAUGACCAAGUGGUCACAUGCUAAGUAUGAAACAAUGCAGGAAAAAGAACCUCAGAGAAAUUCUCAAAAGCGUCUGAUUUGUAAUAACCUUUCCACACAUUGCUGGUGUUCCUUGGGCAUUUGGUUGCAACAUUUUCAAUUAGCAUGCACAAGUGCAAAAUACCUUCCUCCAAACGUCUGUACCUUGUUUGCAUUAAACUAGGCCACUUGGAUUAUCGCCGCACUUCCUUGUGACAUCCUGUAAUAAGAAACUGGAUGAUUGACGGCUUAUGAUCUGGUUCUGAAACCAUGAGUUAAUGGGGAGGUGUGACGUUGAUCUAUUGUUACUGUUUGUGUUUCCUGUAUGGCAAGUCAGUCCUUAACAAUACAUUUCAUCCUGUCAGCCAUCAGUGUUACCAAUGGCGUUUAAGAAACACACGUGUGUGCCGUCAGCGUCUUCCAGUGCUUCCAAGCAUUAUUUCUGGUGUUUGUGAUCGUGGACCAUCUGUGAUGAUACCCCUCACCUGCAUGAAUUGUCAACUUCAUACCAUGACUUCCUGGCUUUUCCUAAACUACGGGGGAUAAAAUGGUCAGAGUCAUAUCUCGUCUUCCACUGGCAAUUUUUAUGUAUUUUUGAACCGCACUUAUUUCAGGUAUAUAAAAUACUUCAGGUAUUUUAUUCGGCUGCUUGUGGGGAAAUAUUUUUUUGCAAUAAUGUGAAACAUGCCUGAAACCUUGAACAAAUCCUGUAAUGACAAUCAAACUCUUCCAAUAAAGAUUUAACAGUUUAUUUGUGUAUUGAA
Molecule: messenger RNA, 5429 nt
Organism: Synchiropus splendidus (mandarinfish)
Lineage: Eukaryota; Metazoa; Chordata; Actinopteri; Syngnathiformes; Callionymidae
Product: AP-4 complex accessory subunit RUSC2
Exons: 10
Coding region: 223-3585 (1120 amino acids)
Cellular component (GO): cytoplasmic vesicle
Source: RefSeq, a predicted model, not a curated record